Messenger RNA from Trematosphaeria pertusa, 546 nucleotides. RefSeq lists its product as uncharacterized. The record is from RefSeq and is a predicted model, not a curated record. The coding region runs from base 1 to 546 and encodes 181 amino acids. Lineage: Eukaryota; Fungi; Ascomycota; Dothideomycetes; Pleosporales; Trematosphaeriaceae. The transcript has a single exon.
AUGGAUUGCAUUCGUCGCCGACCCGCUCGCACGACAUUCGGGUCACGUAUACGCUCGUUCAUCGAUAUCGCGCCGGCCCGAACGCCCCGAAUGCCCGGUAUCACACCUCGACUCCACGGCCUUGACCACGGCGACCGACCGCCCAUACCCAAGAUCCCGUCGCGCAUCGAGCUCGCCGUCGAUUCCGAACGCGGUGCCGUGGGUGCGCGAACAGGAAAGGAACCAGAGUUCCACACGUCCGGCCCCAACACCGCCGGCCGAACCCGUGCUCUAGAUCCGAUCACAUACACGGCGGCCAGGUGUGUGGCUUCGCCGAAUCAGCACGAGAUGGGACAACAGCCCAGGGCCGUCAACUCAGCCGUGAGGCCGAGCCAGGUGCCUUCGAGUGGCCUCUGGGGACGGAGGGGGACCGUCAGCGGCCUAGGCGAGAGCAAACUAGCAGCAGGAGCAAGUGGUCGGGAGGCAGGACCAGCGAUGGAUGGAGAGCUCGCGCGAGCCGCACAUCCUCUACUGGGAGGAGCAGUCAUCAUCGACGUUCAUGUGUAG